AUGAAACUAAACUGUUCGUCCAUCAUGAAUCUUGGAAAGACCUUAUGGAAUUCUCUCAAGCUUCGUAUGAGCUAUGCACUUUGUUACGAUCGAAGGAUUGAAAAUCUUGAACACCAUCUCGAAAAAUUGGAGGCAAGAAGAAAAGAUAACCAAGAGAAGGUAGAUUUGGCUACUAAGAGAGGAGAUAUCAUCAAUAAUGAAGUGCAGCAAUGGCUUAAAAACUCUGAUACCAUCCAUCAGGAUAUGAGAAGAUUUGUGGACUCGGUGGAUAACACCAAAUGCUGCAGUGGAUUGUUGCCGGACUUGUGCUUCCGUUGCAAGCUCGGUAAAAAAGCUGACGAGAAGAUGGCUGUAAUUAAGAAGCUCUUAAGCGAAGGGAAUUUUGAUAGGGUGUCACAUAGCCCGCCUCCUCCGAUUAGUGGUCCUCCCAUGCCUUCUACUCAACUAACUGAGGACCAUUCAUCUACGGAAUCAACUAUUAGCAAAAUUCUGGAUGCGCUAAGAGAUGAUAAAGUUCAGAUAAUUGGAGUACAUGGCGUUGCAGGUGUUGGCAAGACGACUUUAGUUAAAGAAGCUGCAAUGCGAGCGAAGGUCCAGGGACUCAUUGAUGAGGUGGUGAUGAUCACUGUGUCCCAAACUCUUAUAAGCAUGAAAAGAUUACAAAAUGAGAUGGCGGAGAAAUUAGGAUUGAAGUCUGAUGAGGAGAGUGAGUCAGCAAUUGCAGCCAAACUUUCAGCCAGACUGAAAGAUACGAGCAAGAUCCUCAUAAUUUUGGAUGAUCUAUGGGACUGGUUUGAUCUUAGCAAUGUCGGAAUUCCACGCGGAGGUGAGCAAAAGGGUUGCAAAGUUGCAAUUACAGCUCGGAGCAGCAAUGUUUGCAGGGCAAUGGAGUGCCAAAUGGUCAUUGAAGUGGGAGUUCUGUCGGAGAAGGAAUCAUGGGAUCUGCUGAAGAAGGUUGCAGGGAAUGCGAUGGAAUCACCAAAGUUGGAAGGGAUGGCAAGGGAUGUUAUCAAGGAAUGUGGAGGUCUGCCUCAGGCCCUUGUGACUGCUGGACAGACGAUGAAACACAAGAAAACCAUGUUAGAGGAGCUGAGACGGCUGCCUAUAUCCACAUCGAACGGGGGUGUAUAA
Molecule: messenger RNA, 1131 nt
Organism: Phoenix dactylifera (date palm)
Lineage: Eukaryota; Viridiplantae; Streptophyta; Magnoliopsida; Arecales; Arecaceae
Product: putative disease resistance protein At1g61310
Molecular function (GO): ADP binding; ATP hydrolysis activity
Source: RefSeq, a predicted model, not a curated record